This is a messenger RNA of Geodia barretti, 1776 nucleotides long. The record is from the annotation of a GenBank genome assembly. NCBI's taxonomy places the organism in Eukaryota, Metazoa, Porifera, Demospongiae, Tetractinellida, Geodiidae.
AUGGAGUUUGCGUUCGAUGUGAGAGGCGUCCUUCCCGAUGCAGUCACUCGUGUCUCGAGGGACCAGCUGCCAGGCCUCAGAAACAACCAGAGUCGAGACGAACGGAGCCAGCAACUAGCCACGAUCGUCCAUAAACUCGGAGCAGCAUCUUCCAAGGCUCAGGGGCUGCGGGUUGCAGUGACGACCUACCAGAAGCUAAUGGCGUCCUCCCACACUCUCUACCUACUGAGAGACGAUGGUGAGCUGCCAGUGGUGGUUGGUCUUCUCAAGGUCGGCAGAAAAAAGCUCUUUCUUCAAGAUCUCCUCGGUGUUCAGAGAGAGACAGAGCCAAUGUGUGUCCUCGAUUUUUACAUCCACGAGACCCGACAGAGGGCAGGGCUUGGUCGCAGACUAUUUCAGACCAUGCUGGACAUUGAGGGGCUGAAGGCAGCAGAGUUGGCAAUCGACAGGCCCUCCACUAAGUUCCUCUCUUUCCUUAGAAAGCACUACGGUCUUCACCUCCAUGUCAAACAGGGAAACAAUUUUGUGGUCUUUAGUCAAUUUUUUCAAAACUUUUCUCGACCUAACUCUAAACUAACCAGCAAUCUAGAAAGUGGUAAGGAGCAGAAGAAAAUAGAGAUAGUACAGAACGGAGUGGUGGAGGAUUCACCCAGCAAGCUGCCCUCUACUGAGGAGUCUCUGAAGCCUAUUACCACUCGUGGCAAGAGCCAACAGCAGUGGAUUCUCCCUCCUCCACACGACGGCAACAAUGUAAACUGGAGCCCGGAAACUGUGCUUCUUCGCAGCAGGCAGUAUCUGCGACCAGUUCCCUGUGACAUUAUCACAGGGGCCCCCCUUCCGACGAGGGAGAGGCCUUCUCAAGCCUGCCACAGAGGAGAGAGAGCCCCUCUACUAACGAUGAGGGAGAAGAGGUGUCUGAAGGGAGGGAGCAGACUGGGAUUCGGAGGUCCGUUUUCAAAGUUAAGUCAGACAGCCACACCCCAGGGGUGGCGGCUGGCGGGGCAGGGACUAAGGCCCCAGGACUCGGUCUACUCCAGGCACAGUCUCGGUUCCAUACGGCCAUCAUCACAUGCACUCAUAUCCCCAGACCACAAUCCAGACGACCGCUCCUCUGGCAACAGAAGUGAUCGAUUCACAUGAAAUACACUGUCAUUGUUUUCUUAUUAAAAAUCAGAUUUAAAGGCAAGGGUCAAUUAAAAUUUAAAUUUAUGGGUUGAUGAUACAAAGAGAAAAAUAUUUAUUAUGGUGUUAAAUAAUUGGUAUAAUACAGAGACAGCUGAUGGAGUAAACAGUUCAAAAAUGUACGAGGAUCAUCUAUUUCUCGGAUCAUAGCUUGGCUCUACAACCAGAGGUUUUCCGUUCUUUGAAAUGGCUUUUCCGUGAAGGUUGUUGACGGCCUUAGUUCCCCCCUCGGCAUCCAUGAAAAUGUAAGUGACAUUUUUCCUCUUGGGGUCAGAGACCAUUUUCAGGACUUGGCCGUAGCGGCUGAAGACCGUUCUGAGGUUCGCGGGGUUGUGAUCGGCGGACAUGUUCUUGACGAACAGCUUCACGUGAUCCACUCCCGCCAGGUCUGCGAGGGCGCUGGCGGCAGCGGGCGGUUGGGGAGGAGGGGAGGGAGAACGCGCUCUCUGGAGGGAAAACAGAGCAUCAGUGUGAAAUACCAUGGCUAUCGUGGCACUCAUUUGAUGUAUAAGUAUGCAACGGUCGUACGCAGAUGCCUUGCGCCAAGUAAGACCUGCAGUCGCUUCCAGAUCGCUACAGAGUUCAUCUACGCAG